Messenger RNA from Chinchilla lanigera (long-tailed chinchilla), 2089 nucleotides. RefSeq names its product phosphoenolpyruvate carboxykinase 2 (mitochondrial) (gene Pck2). The record is from RefSeq and is a predicted model, not a curated record. The transcript has 10 exons. The coding region runs from base 1 to 1923 and encodes 640 amino acids. NCBI's taxonomy places the organism in Eukaryota, Metazoa, Chordata, Mammalia, Rodentia, Chinchillidae. Gene Ontology annotation, cellular component: cytosol. Gene Ontology annotation, molecular function: manganese ion binding; GTP binding; phosphoenolpyruvate carboxykinase (GTP) activity. Gene Ontology annotation, biological process: cellular response to dexamethasone stimulus; gluconeogenesis; propionate catabolic process.
AUGGCUGCUGUGUACCGCCCCGGCCUGCGGCUUAGCUGGCAGGGGCUGAGCCCCUGGUGCUGGUCAUCAUGCCGCAGCAUCCAGACCCUGCGUGUGCUCAGUGGAGAUCUGAACCAGCUGCCAGCUGGAGUUCGAGACUUUGUGGAGCGCAGUGCCCGCCUCUGCCAGCCAGAGGCCAUCCAUAUCUGUGAUGGGACUGAGGCUGAGAACACUGCCAUAUUGACCCUGCUGCAACAUCAAGGCCUCAUCCGAAAGCUCACCAAGUAUAAUAACUGCUGGCUGGCCCGCACAGACCCCAAGGACGUGGCACGAGUAGAGAGCAAGACAGUGAUUGUUACUCCUUCUCAGCGGGACACAGUGCCCCUCCCAGCUGGUGGGGCCCGUGGGCAGCUGGGCAACUGGAUGUCCCCAGCUGAGUUCCAGCAAGCUGUGGAUGACAGGUUCCCGGGCUGCAUGCAGGGACGGACCAUGUACGUACUCCCAUUCAGCAUGGGUCCCGUGGGCUCACCACUGUCCCGCAUUGGAGUACAGCUCACUGACUCAGCCUAUGUGGUGGCGAGCAUGCGUAUUAUGACUCGGCUGGGGACACCUGUGCUCCAGGCCCUGGGAGAUGGGGACUUCGUCAAGUGCCUUCACUCUGUUGGUCAGCCCCUGACUGGACAAGGGGAGCCAGUGAGCCUGUGGCCAUGCAACCCAGAGAAAACCCUGAUUGGCCAUGUGCCUGACCAGCGGGAGAUCGUCUCCUUCGGCAGCGGCUAUGGUGGCAACUCCUUGCUGGGCAAGAAGUGCUUUGCCCUGCGCAUCGCCUCUCGCCUGGCCAGGGAUGAGGGCUGGCUGGCGGAGCACAUGCUGAUCCUGGGUAUCACCAACCCUGCAGGGAAGAAGCACUAUGUAGCAGCUGCCUUUCCUAGUGCCUGUGGCAAGACAAACCUGGCCAUGAUGCGGCCUGCACUGCCAGGCUGGAAAGUGGAGUGUGUAGGGGACGACAUUGCCUGGAUGAGGUUUGACAGUGAAGGUCGACUGCGGGCCAUCAACCCCGAGAAUGGGUUCUUUGGGGUAGCUCCUGGUACCUCUGCCACCACCAAUCCCAAUGCCAUGGCUACAGUCCAGAGUAAUACUCUUUUUACCAACGUUGCUGAGACCAGCGACGGCGGUGUGUACUGGGAGGGCAUUGACCAGCCUCUUCCACCUGGCGUCACUGUAACCUCCUGGCUGGGAAAACCCUGGAAACCUGGUGACAAGGAGCCCUGUGCACAUCCCAACUCUCGCUUUUGCGCCCCGGCUCGCCAGUGCCCCAUCAUGGACCCAGCCUGGGAGGACCCAGAAGGUGUUCCCAUUGACGCCAUCAUCUUUGGAGGCCGCAGACCCAAAGGAGUGCCCCUGGUGUAUGAGGCCUUCAACUGGCGUCAUGGGGUGUUCAUCGGGAGUGCCAUGCGCUCUGAGUCUACUGCUGCGGCUGAACACAAAGGCAAGACCAUCAUGCAUGACCCAUUUGCCAUGCGGCCCUUUUUUGGCUACAACUUUGGGCAGUACUUGGAACACUGGCUGAGCAUGGAGAGACGCAAGGGGGCCCGGUUGCCCCGAAUCUUCCAUGUCAAUUGGUUCCGACGUGAUGAAGCAGGCCGCUUCCUGUGGCCAGGCUUUGGGGAAAACGCUCGGGUGCUGGAUUGGAUCUGUCGGCGGUUAGAGGGGGAGGACAGUACCCAAGAGACACCCAUCGGGCUAGUACCAAAAGAAGGAGCCCUGAAUCUCAGUGGUCUUGGAGCCAUAGACAUCACACAGCUGUUCUCACUCCCCAAGGACUUCUGGGAACAGGAGGUUCGUGACAUUCGGACCUACCUGACAGAGCAAGUCAACCAGGAUCUGCCCAAGGAGGUGCUGGCUGAGCUGGAGGCCCUGGAGGAACGGGUGCGUCGAAUGUGACCCUGCUAGGCUCCAGGCCUGCAAGGCAGCACCCCCAUCUGGAAUAGGGAGCCCCCGCCUUGCAGAAAGUAUGAGCUAUUCCAUAUUGACAUCUCAGUGCCAUGAGACCAAGCUGAGGACCCUCCCACACAGUGUCUAAAAAGACAUGCUCGUUUAUUUUAUACGA